AUGGAGAUGUUUGGUCAAUUGCAUUCAGCUGUCAAUGAUGGCAAUGAUGGGUGGUAUGUUGUCAUGUUUCCAGCCUUGCAGAUGGCAUCACACAAGGAGGGUGAAGAAGGUCUGGACAGCUAUGAUUUGGCUCGGCGCCAGGGUUCGAAGGUGGACAAGUUCAAGAAGAUGAAAUCUGAGGAGGCGAGCUUGGCCAAGUCGGAGGAGCAACCCACGCAGUGGGGCAUCGUGCGGAAAUGGUGUGCAAGGAUCGUGAAGUCGGCUUUUUGCGAAAUUUUCUUCGCGCUGAUGAUUGUCAGCAACUCUGCCUAUCUUGGCAUUCAGCUGGAAUGGAGCUCCCAGAACAGAGACAGGACGGCUGAGCAGCAGGAUGUGUUUCUCGUUCUCAACAUUGCCUACGCCAUCGUCUUCCUCGUCGAGGUUUGUCUGCGUUUGGUGGCCAGUGGCUUUAAGGAGUACUUUCUGGCUUCUGGCUGGUCAUGGAACUGGCUCGACGUCUUUGUUGUGACGUCGACUUGGGUGGAGCUGGUUGUCGGCUUUGUCGAAGUUGAUGGAAACGACGGUGGUCUGUCAAACAGCAACCUUCGGUUGCUCCGUGUGAUCAAGGUCUCAAGACUUGCACGUGUCCUUCGAGUCCUGCGCGUUGUUCAGUAUGUGCGACCUCUGCGGACACUGAUGCACUGCUUGGUGGAUACGACCAAAUCAUUCGUUUGGUCACUGAUGCUUCUACUGCUCAUGAUGUACGUGUUCGGUCUCCUCUUCACAGAUGCGGCCAUUGAUUACCUGCGGAAUCCUUCGCGAAGUGGAAGCAUGGAUCUUGAUGUCUUUUUCGGAACUGUGCCUGCUUCCAUUUCAACGCUGUUCCGCUCAAUCUCGAAUGGCAUGGAUUGGGCCACUGCGGCGGACAGCCUCGCGAGAAUUGACCCUUUGUGGGCCCAACUGUUCAAUUUUUAUAUAGCAUUCAUAAGUUUUGCUGUGUUGAAUGUGAUGACUGGCGUGUUUUGUAACUCGGCAAUUAAAGCUGCUGAGCGCGAUCACGAGAUGGUCAUCCAUUCACUAUUGAAAAGCAGGAAGGAGUUCAAAGAGCUGGUUGCCAAUCUUUUCCAAAAGAUCGACGAUUUGGGGCUUGGGAUGAUCACCAUUUCUGAGUUUGAGCGGCAUUUUAAUGACGAAGCCGUGCGGGCCUUUUUUGAAUCGUUGGAGAUGGGCGCUGUUGACGCUUGGACAUUGUUUGCAAGCUUGGAUGCCGAUGGAGACAAUGUCAUCAGCCUGCGGGAUUUCACCGAGCGAUGCAUUCAGUUGCAUGGUCCUGCCAGAUCUGUCGAUCUGUAUGCGCUCACGCAGCAGAAUGUAAAGCUUCGGCAGCAGAUGCAAACCAUUGAAGACCUCCAGAUUCAGAUUGAUCGUCAUGUCCGUUCGCGCCCUCGCGUGGGCCUGGCAACCGCAACGAGCAAGAGCAUGAAGGACCUGCAGUCGACGUUAUCAGAGUUUGCAGAAGCGGAUUCGACCGAUUGUCGGGUAUGA
This is a messenger RNA of Symbiodinium natans, 1524 nucleotides long. The record is from the annotation of a GenBank genome assembly. NCBI's taxonomy places the organism in Eukaryota, Dinophyceae, Suessiales, Symbiodiniaceae.